AUGCAAUGGUUUCAAGCUAAUAAUUUAAUGGUCAAUUUGAGUAAGACAUGUUUCAUGCAAUUCCAAAGCUAUGGUUCUAGAAUUAAUCAAAUACAAGUCAACUAUAAUGGUACUGAUAUAAAAGAAACUGAUAAGGUUACGUUUUUAGGGAUAACAUUAGAUAAAUAUUGUAAUUGGAAAGCUCAUAUUGACACCGUCUGUAAAAAGAUUAACAAAUUCGUAUAUGUAUUAAAUAAGUUAAGAAAGACAUCUACUCAACAUACAGUGUUACUGGCCUACCAUGGUUAUGUAAGUUCCAUAUUACGAUAUGGCUUAUUACUAUGGGGAAAUUCUACCGAUUCUGUUCGGGCUUUUUUGUCUCAGAAAAAAUGUAUAAGAUAUAUAGUGGGUAUUCCUCCAUAUGAAUCUUGUAAAGAAUAUUUUAAAGUACUUAAUAUAUUACCGCUACCAUGUAUGUAUAUUUUUGAAAUUUGUAUUUUUGUAAAAGGUCACCCUGAACUGUUUAUAAGAGCAAAAGAUUUGUAUCCACGUAAUACAAGAAAUAGUAACAGAUUGGUUCUAGAUUUCAUGCCGAAAACAGAAUUGUUUAAAAGAAACUGUUAUGCAAUGUGUAUAAAGAUCUUUAAUAAAUUACCAAUUUCUAUUCAAGAGUUACCUAUAUUGCAAUUUAAGAAAAAACUUAAAAUGUGGUUAUUAGAUAAUAUGAUAUAUUCGAUACACAACUGGAUAAACGACAAUAAUUUAUAA
Messenger RNA from Diatraea saccharalis (sugarcane borer), 747 nucleotides. The record is from the annotation of a GenBank genome assembly. NCBI's taxonomy places the organism in Eukaryota, Metazoa, Arthropoda, Insecta, Lepidoptera, Crambidae.